AGGGCCCUUUGGUGCUGUUUUGUAAAUUGUUGGUUAUUAUUUGUAAUUUGACCUUGAUCUAGGGUUUGCUCCCAGCACUUGCUUUCUUUUACAAAUAUUUUAGCAAUAAAUGUUCACAUUGCUAUGCAGGGUUGGAAAGAUGUGCUGUUAGUUUUGAGUAAUAAGAUGUUAGUGAAGACAACUUGUAGGGCAUUUAAGUAUGGAAUAGUAAAAUUUCAUUGGCCUAAAUAAAUUGAGAUAACCAGGUGUGAUCCAUAUAAGCGUUGAUUUCUCUGUGCUUCCUAAAUUCUUUUUCUUAUAACCCGGAUCAUUCAAGUGGUGUUUGGCAAGCUCUUUCAGCUCUGAGCUUACAUCCUGCACCUGCCGUCUUAUCCCUGUAAUGCUUAUAGUACUUUCAAUAUUUUGUAAUCCCCCUUGUUGGUUAUUGAGCAAUGUGUAUCGAUAAAGCUGGAUUUGUAUGAUAUUAGUUGAUAUGUGGGUUGGGUUAUCUCUAUGAAACAUUUUUUCUCUCAUUAGUCUGGACGAAAGCUCAUAAAUUUGAUUACUUUGCCGGGGAAGUCUUUUGGUAAUGGUAAUGUUCUCUUGUGACGUGGGCAUUGUGGGUCUGAACCAUGGAAGAAGCUGCUUUGGAAGUGGAGAUUGACAUGGACACAAUUGAAGUUAGCAACCUAAAUAGGCAAUUCUUAUUUCGUCAAUCACAUGUUGGUCAAUCAAAGGCAAAAGUUGCUCGUGAGGCUGUGCUAAGAUUUAGGCCUCAGAUUAGCAUUACACCUUACCAUGCUAAUGUCAAAGAUUCUGAUUUCAAUGUUGACUUUUUCAAACAAUUCAGUGUCGUUCUGAAUGGGCUUGACAACUUGGAUGCUAGGCGGCAUGUGAACCGCCUCUGCUUGGCAGCUGAUGUUCCCUUGGUGGAAAGUGGUACUACUGGCUUUUUGGGGCAGGUCACUGUGCACAUCAAGGGUCGGACGGAAUGCUAUGAAUGCCAACCAAAACCAGCUCCGAAGACUUAUCCUGUGUGUACUAUUACAAGUACUCCAUCCAAGUUCGUUCACUGUAUUGUAUGGGCGAAAGAUCUGCUUUUCGCAAAGCUCUUUGGAGACAAGAACCAGGAUAAUGAUCUUAACGUGCGUUCUAAUGAUUCUGCUAGCUCGUCAGAUCAUUCAGAAGAUGUUUUUGAACGCAAAAAGGAUGAAGAUAUUGAACAGUAUGGAAAGCGAAUUUAUGAUCAUGUCUUUGGUCAUAAUAUCGAAAGUGCUCUGUCCAAUGAGGAGACAUGGAAAAACCGCAACAAGCCAAGGCCUAUAUAUGUUAGAGAUGGCCUUUCUGAUGAUCUUCUUCAACAGAAUGGAAAUGUAGACAAAAUUCCAGCAACUGAUAAUUCAUCUGCAUUGUCUGCAAUGGCAUAUCUGGGUUUAAAAAAUCCACAAGAUAUCUGGAGCCUUAAGGAAAAUUCAAGGAUUUUCUUUGCAGCACUGAAAUUGUUCUUUUCGAAGAGGCAGAAGGAGAUUGGAAACUUGAGUUUUGACAAGGAUGACCACCUAGCUGUAGAAUUUGUUACUGCUGCUGCAAAUAUCCGAGCAGCUUCUUUUGGGAUUCCCUUGCAUAGCCUUUUUGAAGCAAAAGGUAUUGCUGGCAAUAUUGUGCAUGCAGUUGCAACAACAAAUGCUAUAAUUGCAGGAUUGAUUGUGAUAGAAGCAAUCAAGGUGCUGCAAAAUGAUUCAAAAAGCUGUAGAAUGACUUAUUGUCUUGAACAUCCAUCAAGGAAGAUGCUUCUUAUGCCUGUGGAGCCGUUUGAGCCAAACAAAGCUUGCUAUGUAUGUUCUGAGACACCAUUAGUGCUCGAGGUGAAUACGCACCGUGCAAAGCUGAGGGAUGUGGUGGAGAAAAUUGUUACAUCGAAGCUUGGCAUGAAUUUGCCAUUAAUUACUCAUGGGUCUGGCCUUCUAUAUGAAGUUGGUGAUGACUUGGAAGAAGAUAUGGUUGCUAAUUAUGCAGCGAACCUUGAGAAGGUGUUAUCUGAGCUUCCAUAUGCAAUCACUGGUGGAACAAUGAUUCAAAUUGAGGAUCUCCAACAAGAGCUUGUAUGCAAUAUCAAUAUCAAACAUAGGGAGGAAUUUGACGAAGAGAAGGAACCUGAUGGAAUGGUUCUUCAUGGGUGGACACAAGCUCCAGCAGUAAAAAAUAAGGAUACCACCACUAAUACUACUAGUAGCAACAAUGGAGCGAGCACAUCAUCUACAUCCACGUUGGUUCCGAAUGCCAUGGAAGAAGAUGAUGAGCUAACGAUACUAGAAACAGGAAUCGAGACCAUAGCUGCAGGAAAGAAAAGAAAGCUGUCUGACGUAUCAAAUUCUGAAACCCCAGUUCCCGCAGAUGAAAAACGGGCUAAGAAGUUAGCUGAACAAGUAGAAGACGAGAGUGAUGUGAUUGUUAUGCUGGAUGAUGCGAAUGAUGAGAAGAUUUCAAGAUAGUUGUCAAGUGGAGUGGAUCCAGAUUCUAAUUCACGGAGACACCCUUUUUUGUUGCGGUUUUAGCUGAUGGAGGGCUCAAUAUUAAAGGGUUUUUCGGUUUUUGGAUUGUAACCCGGUUUUUUAUUUCUUUUCUUUUGGUAGUUUAUGUGGGUUUGAAACUUAGGAUUUGGUUUUUGUGUAAGUAGAAGAAGGGAUGGUGACAAGAGGGAGUUUUUGUUAAAAAAGGGUGAUUAAAUCCUGACAGUUGAUUAGUGGUGGUAAGACAGGUAACGUAGGGUAGAAAUAUUAUCUUGUCAAAACAAGGCCUUACAAUUAUAUGCAUGUACUUUAUGACACUGUGUGACAGUUAUUAGGCACCAUUCCAUACCCUUGAUCAAAUCGAAGGCUGCUUUUCGGUA
Cynara cardunculus var. scolymus (artichoke) is the source of this 2869-nucleotide messenger RNA. Its product is annotated as SUMO-activating enzyme subunit 2. The transcript has 10 exons. Gene Ontology annotation, cellular component: SUMO activating enzyme complex; cytoplasm. The record is from RefSeq and is a predicted model, not a curated record. Lineage: Eukaryota; Viridiplantae; Streptophyta; Magnoliopsida; Asterales; Asteraceae. Gene Ontology annotation, biological process: protein sumoylation. The coding region runs from base 612 to 2471 and encodes 619 amino acids. Gene Ontology annotation, molecular function: SUMO activating enzyme activity.